Molecule: messenger RNA, 526 nt
Organism: Quercus lobata
Lineage: Eukaryota; Viridiplantae; Streptophyta; Magnoliopsida; Fagales; Fagaceae
Product: wound-induced basic protein
Exons: 2
Coding region: 109-252 (47 amino acids)
Source: RefSeq, a predicted model, not a curated record
GUAAAUGAGUAAUUAGGGUUUUCAUUUGCUGUUUGUGUUGAGACUUUGGAAGCGGAAUUAUUUUCAAUUUUGCUGUGUUAACCGAACAAUACAAUACAAUUCAAGACAAUGAUUUACGACGUGAACUCACCACUCUUUCGAUCGUUCCUCAGCCAGAAGGGUGGCUCUUCUGACAAGAGGAAAAUGGAAGAGCAGAAACCAAAGGAACAGAGACCCAAAGCAAGCGAGAAUAAGCCUAUCAUGACAGAGUGAUAUCUACUUGGGCUAUCAUGUUUUAAACGGGUUAGGAUGCUAGAUGUUUUAAGGACCAUUAUAAAGGUCGGUUAUUACUUGUUUAAACCAUGGUUAUGACUUACUUGAAUAUGGAUGUUAAUUUGGUUUUGUAAUGGUCUCUACUUGAAUAUGGAUGGUUAUGACUUUGCUUUUGAGCAUGUAAUGGUCUCUGCUUGAAUAUGGAUGUUAUUUUGGUUUUGUAAUGGCCACAGUUCUUCUUUGAAGAUAUAAUCCACUCACUUGUUUUCCACUC